UUCUUGGUGAUUAUCUGCGGAGGGAAUGUGCAGAAACUAAAGACCCAGUAGCAGAGCACAAUGGCUAGCAUAAACUUCAUUUCCAUGCCCAAAACUAGCAUUCUUGCUUCUUCUCUACCCAACAACACUUCACCAUCACUUCCUCCUCACACUAAACCCAAUUCCCGGCGACAAACCACCUCCCCACCACCACCACUAACGGUUGAACCAAAACAACGGCAGAAACAACAGCAAAAUCAACCUUCAAUUGCAGAAAUUGAACGAGCCAUUGGUGCCGGCACUUUCAGAGACAGAGACACAAGCGGAGGGGAUUCAGAACAGAACCAGACUAUGUUUGAUGUCAUUUUCUCGAAUUCUAUUGGGAAGACUGAAGGGUCAGUGGAGAAGAAGCUCCGGGAGACUGGGGAGUGGAUCAUUGAUCGAACCGAGACCUCGUCUCGUUCUGAUGGGAAGAGAAUCUUGCUGAUCGUGUUCUUAGGAGUCUUACCAAUGUGGAUUUUAUCAUUUCUAGUAGCUUCCGGGAUCAUAAAGCUACCAUUCAGCAGCCCUUUUCUUGAUGAUCUGAUUAUGUGAGUAAAGAACUGUAUCCCAGUUUAAGCCAAGGCUCAAAUUUUCUGUAUGUUCAUGGCAUGCAAUUAUUGACAUGCCUCCAGCUUCCUGCAAACUAUCAAGUUAAAAUUCCAUAGCCACCUCCACCGCGUUGUGUUUAAAGCAGAUCUAAUGUACGAAGGAGCAUAUAUAGAAGGACAUACGUGAACAUGUUGCACAACCAAUCCAUGUUGUAGCCCAUUUCACCUUUUUAUACAUAUUCUCAUUGUAUAUGUACAUUUUGACAAGUUUAUUGUGUCAUUACCAUGAUAUAGAAUAUAGUAGGAGGUUCAAACAUUCUUUGUUUUGGUGCUUCUCUUGUCCUUAAGUAAGAGAAAGGUCUCAGUUGCAGACCUGCAGCCUGUCAAAUAAAUGUUCAACCAUUAGAUUUUCAUGUCCCUUUUUUUGUUUGUGGGAGAUAACAUUACCUGAUUCGACAUAUAAGAUCUUUGGCAUCGAAGGUCUGAAACAAACUACUAGAAUAUCGGAAUGUUUAAAUUUCAAAUGUGUAGAAGUAGAACCAAUUUCUCCAUUAUAAUAAUUUCACAUCAGUUGGUUCUUUUUUUUUCCGAUCAAUUUAGCAUUAGUCGUUACACAAAGAAUGGAUCUUCAAUGCUAUCACGAAUCUUUUGACCAU
Messenger RNA from Ilex paraguariensis (yerba mate), 1225 nucleotides. Lineage: Eukaryota; Viridiplantae; Streptophyta; Magnoliopsida; Aquifoliales; Aquifoliaceae. The record is from the annotation of a GenBank genome assembly.